Molecule: messenger RNA, 989 nt
Organism: Sphaerodactylus townsendi
Lineage: Eukaryota; Metazoa; Chordata; Lepidosauria; Squamata; Sphaerodactylidae
Product: interferon alpha-inducible protein 27-like protein 2B
Exons: 9
Coding region: 234-809 (191 amino acids)
Biological process (GO): apoptotic signaling pathway
Cellular component (GO): mitochondrion; membrane
Source: RefSeq, a predicted model, not a curated record
CAGCCUCCACUACAACAAUUGCCAGCUAGGGGAAGCUGGGGAAGACGCGAACACACAUUCUAGCUAUGCUUAUGCAGAUUGACACCUGGGAGGAAGAAGGUCCUUUGACUCUGUGUAAGGCAAAGCUAACUCCAACUGACAAUCUCAUACGACAAAAGAGAAAUUCUGGGUCAUUUGAAUCUGCUGUAAGGCAAAGCUGACUCCAACUGAUAACCUCAUACGACAAAAGAGAAAUGCUGGUCAGCAUUGUUAUCGGGGCUGCAACUGGCCUAGGAGCUGCCAUCAUUGGGAUCCCGGCAGCAGUUGGAAUGCUGGGUUUCACGGCAGAAGGAAUUGUGACUGGAUCUCUAGCUGCAAAGUUGAUGUCGAUAUUUGCCAUCGCCAAUGGUGGAGGAGUAUCUGUUGGUGGUAUCGUGGCCUUUUUGCAGUCAAUUGUUACUGCUGGCUGUUGUGUCCCAUUGGCUGUUACUUUCCACACUCCCCCCAAGACUCUCACGCGCCAGCCGCUGCACAAGAGUCUGCUCAGCCGAAGGCAAGUCAAAGCUGGUCUCGGGGCUGCAGCUGGCCUAGGAAUUGCCACUGUUGGGAUCCCAGUAGUGGUAGGAAUGCUGGGUUUCACGGCAGCAGGAAUUGCGGCUGGAUCUGUAGGUGCAAAGAUGAUGUCCGCAGCUGCUAUCGCCAAUGGUGGAGGAGUAGCUGCUGGUAGUAUCGUGGCUGUGUUGCAGUCAAUUGGUGCGGCAGGUCUGUCAUUAGCUACAAAAGCUGCAAUAAUGAUCGGAGGGGGACUGCUGUGGGCCAUUCCAAAAUGAAGGGAGCAGGUCUCUAUGCCUUCUUGUAAGAUGGAGCCUGGACCCCUUCCUACUAGCUAUGCAGAAACAAUCAAUGCUUGAUUUGCCUUAGGAAUGAUCUCAAGAUGCACCCUGCUGAAGUCCCUUCUCUCCCAUGCCUUCACUAUAGAAACACCAAAUAAAGCUUUGAUGAGACCUUGA